Messenger RNA from Sinocyclocheilus grahami, 6213 nucleotides. Its product is annotated as ski-like protein. The transcript has 7 exons. Bases 166 to 2352 code for a protein of 728 amino acids. The record is from RefSeq and is a predicted model, not a curated record. Gene Ontology annotation, cellular component: cytoplasm; transcription regulator complex; nucleus. Lineage: Eukaryota; Metazoa; Chordata; Actinopteri; Cypriniformes; Cyprinidae. Gene Ontology annotation, molecular function: RNA polymerase II cis-regulatory region sequence-specific DNA binding; DNA-binding transcription factor activity, RNA polymerase II-specific; SMAD binding. Gene Ontology annotation, biological process: negative regulation of transcription by RNA polymerase II; negative regulation of BMP signaling pathway; negative regulation of transforming growth factor beta receptor signaling pathway.
GAAGCACAUUAGACCAUUAUUUCUGUCACCAUCAUGCAUAUAGCUGGACUUAAAAGGAUUUGCAAACUUUAACAGUGAGGAAAGAAGGACCAACUUAAAGGUGUUGUGUUUGAAGAACAGCUGAAUAUUUACCAUCCAAGAAAGAUCAAACAUCUGUGUUCGGACAUGGCCAGCCCUCAGAUGAGUCUGAAAACCCCUUUCAAAGACCUGACGUCAUUCAAAGGCAACAUGAAGCGGCUGUACAGGGAGCGACUGGAGGAUGCACCCAUUAAAAAGCGGGUAAUGGCGGAGAUGCACCUGAAACAGUGUAGCCUGGAAAGCGUCCCCAAACCCCCAAAGGUCAAGAAGGAGCGCGAGGAACACAGCAGCUCAGAAAUGGACAUUGAGGAAAGAGAAUUCCACGUUGUCGGGGCUUCCAAGGCUUUAGAUCUCAGCGCCGGCCUCAAGCACACUCUGGCACAGUUCACACUGAGCAGCCAGAGCUCCCUGGGAGGUCCUGCUGCCUUCUCAGCAAAAUCUGUGCAGGAGUGCACCUCUCCUGCUGGCAUGGCUCCCCUGCCGUCUCCGCCAGUCCUCGGAGGCGGCCCGCUCUUGGUUCCCUGCGACAGCUCCACAGAGCUCACCCAUUCUCUGCUCGAAGGAGAGUCCAUCUCCUGCUUUGUUGUAGGUGGCGAGAAGCGCCUUUGUCUGCCCCAGGUACUCAAUUCGGUUCUGCGAGAUUUCUCUCUGCAGCAGAUCAACGCUGUCUGUGACGAACUUUACGUUUACUGUUCCCGAUGCGAUGCUGAGCAGCUGCACAUCCUCAAGGUGCUGGGCAUCCUGCCUUUCAACGCACCUUCCUGUGGCCUGAUCACACUAACUGAUGCCCAACGCCUCUGCAACGCCCUGCUCCGCCCGGGUGUAGCCUUCUCGGCAGACCCCAACAGCAAACUGCCAGGCCCAGGCCUGCUGAAGGAGAGCGAGACCAGUUUCCAGGUCGAGCACCAGUGUCUGGGCAAGUGCCAAGGCCUGUUCGUGCCCCAAUUCUAUGUCCAGCCAGACGCUCCUUGUAUUCAGUGCAUGGAAUGCCAGCUGCUCUUUUCCCCACAGAACUUUGUAAUGCACUCGCACAAGUCCCCCGACAAGAGGACCUGCCACUGGGGCUUCGAUUCAGCCAAGUGGCCCUGCUACCUACAACUGGGCCGCAAGCAUGAGAGCACACCGGAGGAACUGCAACUCAAACAGCUGCUGGACGAGAUGAAGGAGAAGUUUCACUAUCAGCUAAAGAGGCCUCUGGACAAAAAGGUGGUGGAUGAUGACAGUCAAGGGAGGAAGUCCAGUCCUGCACCCUGCCCACCUAACAGCAAGCUGUCUGAUAGCGUCCUGGAAAAAAAGCUACCUUCUAAGGGCAACUUACAGUCUUCAGUGGCAUUCAGUCGACUGUUUCCUGACAUCAAAGAGGAACCAGGACACAGCCCCGUCAUCCACCCUAGUUACUACCUGUACACGUACGAUAAGAUGGUGGCCCCUAACGUAUCCCUGCAGAAGGAGGGGGAGGUGAGCCAUGAGGUUCUGGGGGCCCUGCUCAAACAACACUACAGCAGGAGAACACUCACCCACGACAACCAGCCCACCACAGAUCUUCCCGCAUCUCAUUCCUCCAUUGCAGAGAAGGCCAAAUCUCACAACGCGGGCGAAGCGAACGAGCGCCGCCAACCUCCUCCGUCAGUCGCCAUGGAGAUUAGCCCGGGCGGCAAGCAGCACGCCCCCAUUCCCACGGAGGGCAAAGACAGUGGAGCUGAGGACGACAAGGACAGGAUCAUGCUAGAGAUUGUGCAGAUGUACCGGCGGCAGCAAGAAAAGCUGAAUUCCACCCUUCAGAAACAGCUGCAGCUGGAGAUGGAGCUGGAGGCAGUGCGUGGGGGCGAAGCAGCUAGGCUGAGGGAGUUGUCUGCAGAGCAGCUGGAGCUGCAGAACGAGCUGGAGGCAGUGCACACUGAGCAUGCUCAGAGACUGGGGGAGGUGCGGCAGGAGCAGAGGCAGCUGGAACACCGACUCAAGCAGCUCAGGCAGCAGAGCUGUGCCUGUCUACCCAAAGAGCAGGAGGCGCAGUACAACGCACAGCUGUGUGAGCUUCGCUGCCGUUUGGAGUGUGCCGAGGCGGAGCGGCAGGAGCUACAGGAGGAGCUCUGCAGAGAACGGGAGGCCAGAGAGAAGCUGGAGCUCAUGAUCUCGCAGCUUCAGCAGCAGAUGACCCAGUCUGGCACCAAGGGGAGCUGCAGUAGUAGCCCUGCCCAGCCCCCGACCCCCUCCGCAAGCCCCCAAUCCCAGCAUUCCCUCUCUUCACCGGGCCCGGAGGUAACCUCCAGAUAAACUCCUCCUCGCUCACCCCCCUCUCGCGCACACUUCCAUGCCUGUAGCCCAGGAACACGCUCGCCCACUCCCUGCAGAGUCACAGGCAAACACAAGACAGCCUCUGCAGAAAAGAGCAGGUCUCCCAUUCCCUUUGUGUCGCACCACCACAAAAAAAAAGACUUAAGGUUUGUGCUUAAUGUAAAAAGACUUUGUGUAACCCUGCCCUCGACCAGUCGUUAAGCAUUUUUUGGAUGUACAUGUUUGUUUUAAUUUAUAGUCGUGCUGAGAGGCUGAUGGGACAGUGGAGGUAUUUUAUUCUAGGACGCUUGCCUUCUGUUGCAUUGGGAAGGUGCUCGAGUGCUUUUUCGCUUCCAGCCCUUUGGUUACAGGAAACUGACACUCACUAAAAUACUACCUGUGACAUGGAGCGCCAGGAUGCCAAACGGCAAGACGCCAAUGCUCUGCAGCAUCAAGAAACCAUGUGGAUGUUUACUUUUUUAUUUUAAUUUUGUGUCAUUGUUUCCUACAGAAAAAAUGGGAGAAAGUUUUUGUUAAUAUCACAAAGAAUAUCAGUAAAAUAUUAUUCUAUAGCAUCUUUAAAUCAUUAUACUUAAUACAAGUGAUUCAGAAACAUAGAGGGGGCCCCUUUCUGAGGCUCCCCGGUUUAAGAUCAUAAUCCUCCUCUUCCUCUCCUUCUCUCCUCCAUUUUCUUUCCCUGCUUGUCUUUUGUCUUUUCAGUCUGGUGUUGAUUAUAUGUUUCCUGUCUGCACUGCUGACCCUUUGCAGGCUGGUAUAUGACAAACAGCAGUAAGAUGCAGUAAACAAAGACUCACAUUCGCCCCCUGCUGGAGAACACUAUGAAACUCGGCCCCCAUUUAACUACAGGGAACAUCUGCAGUUGUACAAAUGAGGUUCAGCUCACUCUCAAGUUUAUGUUCAGAGAAUUUUCUAAGCACCGAAAGAGUACCUGUAGCACCAAUAAGACCUUAGUGGUUGUAGUUGCUCAGAAUUGCAAAAUCAACAUCCUAUUUUCAAACAAAGCACAUAGUAGACCUUAUAUUUGUAAUUUUCUAAGCAAAUUCGACAAGGAUCCAUUAGUAGUGCAAUUAAAGCUGUAAACUAAGCAUUGAAGUAUGUCACAGUCUUCUAUAAACCAGAGCUGAUUUUUUUUAUUCAUUAGAAAACUGCUGAUAAAUUACCUAUAAUUUUUGAACGCUAUAUUAAAUGAUUUAGCUGUCACGUAUUGGAUGUUUAGCUAAAAUAUUUUUUUUUCAUAUACCUCCUUAAUCAUUCCUCUGUGUCAUUAUUCUGGAUGACUGAACAAACCGGUCUGACAGAGAGAAGAAAAACAGACAGGAGGCCAAGGGAGGGACGUAAAGGAAUUAAUGCUGUCAUGUUAGCUCCCAGUCACUGAGGGUUGAAGAAGCCCGCUUUGUCUCAAGCGUGCAGAAUGGGGCAGCUGCCUCUGAUGCCCAAUCAUACAUUAACUGUUAGAUGAAUGAAGAAAGCUGGACACAGGAAGUGAAGUGUUUUUGUCACUAGAGCAGUUUCUUUCUCUUUCUUUCUUUCUUUCUUUCUUUUUCUUUCUUUCUUCAGUUCAGAUUGAUUGUGUAAACAAUAUAGGAUGUAAAUCUAGGCUUCUUUCAUGAUGUACAUAUCUCGUAUAGAACAUUCCACUGUGCACAACUCUUCGGAUUCAAAGUCAGCCAAGUCGCAGCAGUUUUCUAAACCUGAUAAUGUGUACAGUGCAAAACCUCUUAAGGAAAAUGUAAAGAAACACCCUGACUUAUGUGAAUACAUCUAGCGUAUGAAGAAUCAAAAAACAAAACUAUAUUGUAAAAGAGUGCCAUUUUUGAACUUUUUUUCUUGAAAUUAUUCAGAAAUUAAUGUAUUAACUAAUAAAGAUUUAUAUAUACUUUGUACAUAUGGUAGUCAUUAAUAUAUUAACUAAAUUCUUAUAAAUAAUCUUUCAAGGUUUCUGAUCACAUUUGCAAAAUUUGGGCAUAGCCCAAGCUCUGUUGUUUUGUUUUUCUUCUCUCUAAUUGAAAUUUUUUCUCAUUUCUAACUGAAGAGUAGUUGUUGAUAAAGUGUGUAAGGAUGCAUGAUGCUCAGAACCCCUACACUAUCCAGCGGGGAACGGGAACAGUGACGUAUGCUGUCCAGUGCCUCAGUGUUUCCCUUCAGUGGGUCAUCUCGUCCAUUUCAUUGGAGCCCACUGAGAUUAACAACCUGUUGUUAUUUUGGUGGUGUUCACUGUUCAGCUUUUCCUCUUCCCCAUUAUAUAUAUAUAUAUAUAUAUAUAUAUAUAUAUACACAUAUAUAUAUAUAUAUUUUUUUUUAAAUUAAGAGUUUAAAUUCUUAGAAAGAAGGGAGUAAAAUAAUGCAUGUAUUGUUCGCUACUAUAGUGUUAUGCUAAAGCAGAUUAAUUAUUGGUAAAAUACAGAAGUGAUUUUUUUUCUGUUCUCUCUCACACAUACAAGCUUUCCAACAAAUGUUCCUCCAUAUUGUCUGAGAAGAGUAGUCUUUAUGUAAAUGGGCACAAAAUGUGCUCAAGAGGCUAAUAUAGAUGCUAGAAACUUUUGAUACGAGAGGCUGUGUGUGUCAGUGACAAAUGAGACACGACUUACUGAAAAGAGCGAGGUUUUUUUUUGUUUUUGUUUUUUUUGUAAUACAAGUAUAAAUAUACAGUUUUGAUUUCAUGUGUAGUUCUUUUGAGAGAUUGUAGCAUUUGUUUUGGCACUGUAAUGCAUUACUACAGUGUCGACUACGAUUUUCAAAUUUCAAUCAGUAUUAGGUUUCUUUUGUUUUCACCACAGUUACCUCUGUAGCAGCCAGUUUCAAUGCUGUUUUUGAUAGUUUUGGGUAUUAAAAUGUAUUUCUGAAGCUUUCUAGAGUAUACCUUUUCAUUUGUAACGAUUCUAUGAAACAUGUAAAUUGCAUUUUGUACACAGGGGGGCGCUGUAUAUCUCCUAUGUAGAAUACCAUGUUAAAUUUGACUUAUGGGUAUAGGAAUACAGUACUCUUUAGACUCUUGAAACCACAAACCUGUUUUGGCUUUUGCAGUGUUAAGAAAAUGAAUACAGAUAACGUUGUACAUAUACGAGAGGUGUGAAAUGUUGAAUAUCUGAUAUGUAUAGGCCUGGUAUAGUAUAAUUAGCAAAACUGUACCUUAAAGCAAUCUAAUGCUAGAGUUUUUCAGCAAAGUUACCAUUUAUUUUGCAUUAUAGAGGAAAUAUCCCAUUUUACAGGGGACAGUGGCUCCCUUGAGCUGAUUAAUGGCAAAAGAAAAAAGAAAAUUACAAUUAUAUAAACAAAACAUUUUUUUAGAAUGGUAAAAAUACACGUAGUAUACAAAUAACUACCUGCCAGCACAGCAUGUGUCCCUAUGAUCUUGAUCACAACUUUUCUAAUGUAUAACUGAGACAUUACUACUAAAUUUUUUUUUUUUUAAUCAGACAUGCUUUUUUUUUUUUGAGAACACGCAUAACACUGUAAUAGAAACAACACCAUUGACUUUCGUAAACAGCAAAGAUAUUUUAAGUUGCAAUUCUGAGAUAUGAAAUGCAGUGUUUGUGUGUAUCAUUGCAUAAUAUGUUGCCAAUCCUACAGUGUGAUGAGAGUUUUUUUGCUGUUGCAUGAAAAUGAGACGUUGCUCUCCUACCUCAUGUUGUGAUAAGAUGUUUUCUAAAGCAGAUGACGCAUCUCAAACUGUUUAUCAUGAUUGAUAUUUACGAGUUAAAUACAUGUACAUGCUUUUAGCUGAUACCUCAGUUGUAUCUAGUGUUUUAUUGUUCAUUUCCCCUAUUUCAGACAUUGUAAAUAUAUCUUGUAUAGACAAUAAACUUGGAUUCAAUUCAAGUAAAGUUCUGUAGUGUCAAA